Molecule: messenger RNA, 2586 nt
Organism: Trichogramma pretiosum
Lineage: Eukaryota; Metazoa; Arthropoda; Insecta; Hymenoptera; Trichogrammatidae
Product: dihydrolipoyllysine-residue succinyltransferase component of 2-oxoglutarate dehydrogenase complex, mitochondrial
Exons: 9
Coding region: 352-1794 (480 amino acids)
Biological process (GO): tricarboxylic acid cycle
Cellular component (GO): oxoglutarate dehydrogenase complex
Molecular function (GO): dihydrolipoyllysine-residue succinyltransferase activity
Source: RefSeq, a predicted model, not a curated record
ACGACACAUUCACGCACUUCUGCUCUGCGGCUACGACAUAUACAUAUUCCAAUUCUCUCGAGGGAGAGGUUCGGAGUUUUCAGGCCUACAAAAGAUCGUGAGCACGCACUUACCCGUGGCGCGCAUCUCAUUAUAGAUAUAUAGAUAGAACCUAAUCUACACGAGCAACGCUCACACUGUCUGGCUCUGUGCUGCCGCUGCUCGUGACGAGACGACUGAACGCGUGUGCCUGUGUGCGUGUACUGCUGCUGUGGUUUUUAUACUGCUGCGGCAUUAGUGUAAUUUUUGCGUGUGUCCCGAAAGCAUCAGUGUGCCGCAGAGCGGGCGCUGUGAUUCACCUGACUCGAAACGAUGGCCGGAGUUAUAACCCACUCGGGUCGAACCGCGACCAGUGCCCUUAAACGCAUGACCCUGCUGCAGUCCAAGGUGGUGCGAACGUUCUACGUAGGAGGUUCUUCAUCUAGCGUUCAUGCUCAAAAAGUCUUGAAUCAAAUUUUAAAACAAAAUAAGAGCAAAACCUACACACCUCAUGUUUUCAAUGCUGAAAUAAGAUAUUUAAGAACAUCAUCAUCGUUAUGGGAAGUCAAAGAUGUUGUUGUCCCGCCGUUUGCUGACAGUAUAAGCGAAGGAGAUGUGAGGUGGGAAAAGAAAGUUGGAGAACAAAUCAAAGAAGAUGAGGUGAUUUGUGAAAUUGAAACUGAUAAGACAUCAGUUCCAGUUCCAUCUCCAGCAGCUGGUGUUAUUAAAGAAAUUUUCAAACAAGAUGGUGAUACUGUCACAGCUGGUACAAAAUUGUGUACUGUUGAAGUGGGAGCAACUGGCACAGUUUCUGCGCCAAAAGCUGCUGAGCCAACCCCUGCUGAACCACCUAAGGCAGCUGCUCCUCCACCACCUCCGCCACCACCAACACCUGUAGCUGUUCCUACUCCAGCUACCCCAAAACCAGCUCCACCACCACCACCUGCAGCUGCACCACCUCCACCUCAAGCUCCAAAAGCUUCUAUGCCAGUUGCUGCUAUCAAACAUGCUCAGUCAUUGGAAGGUGCUAAAGUUGUAUUACCCCCACAAGAUUAUACUCGCGAAAUCAUUGGAACUAGAACUGAACAAAGAGUAAAGAUGAACAGAAUGCGACUACGUAUUGCCGAACGACUAAAAGAUGCUCAAAACACUAACGCGAUGUUGACUACGUUUAACGAAAUCGACAUGAGUGCCAUCAUUGAUUUCCGUAAAUCGAAUCAAGAAGCUUUUUCAAAGAAAUAUGGACUGAAAUUGGGCUUCAUGAGUCCAUUCAUUGCAGCUUCAGCAUAUGCUUUGAAAGAUCAACCCGUGGUCAAUGCCGUCAUCGAUGGUAAUGACAUCGUCUACAGAGAUUACGUUGAUAUUAGCGUAGCUGUAGCUACUCCUAAAGGUCUUGUUGUGCCUGUUUUGCGAAGUAUUGAAAAUAAGAAUUUUGCUGAAAUCGAAAUAGCUUUAGCCGCUGUUGGCGACAAAGCGAGAAAAGGCAAAAUUUCGAUCGAAGACAUGGACGGCGGUACUUUUACGAUAAGUAAUGGAGGCGUCUUUGGUUCUCUCAUGGGUACACCAAUUAUCAACCCUCCUCAAAGUGCUAUUCUUGGAAUGCAUGGUGUGUUUGACAGACCAGUUGCAGUCAAGGGACAGGUUGUCAUUAGACCAAUGAUGUACAUAGCUCUUACUUAUGAUCAUCGACUGAUCGACGGACGUGAAGCUGUUAUGUUCUUGAGGAAAAUCAAAGAAGCAGUAGAGGAUCCUAGGGUUAUUUUAGCUGGUCUAUAAAUGUUCACGGAAAAGUAUAUUUGCCUCAAGCAGCGGCUUCUUACUUGUACAAAGUCAUAGGUCACUUGUUUUUGAAAACUAUAGUUUCAUCUUAAGAACUUUGAUGUUGUUAAUUUUCUUGAAAGAUGGAUCUGUGAUUCAACGAAAGUAAAAUCAAGAGCUCUCAUGUGACGUAUUUCAAGAAUCAUUAUCCAGCUUAAGCAGUAUUUGUGAAAUAAAACAUAGUUUUUAAUUAACUAAUAAUACAUUUCUUUUAAUUAUCAAUAUUUUAUGGUAGCUCAUUUUAUCACUUCAUCAUUUUAUAAAAUACCUACAUAUUAUAACUUUCAAUAAAAAAGAUUGUGAAUUAGUAGUUGCGAUUUAAUGUAUUUGUUUGAAUAUUUGAUUAAUUCUAAUUGAUCUGAAAUGUAUUAGUAGUUAUUAUUUAAAUCAAGAUUCAAAGAUUAUGUGUGCGCCAGUUUUAAAAAGUUUUCUUUACCAUUAUUACACAAUGUCAUUAAAAUUAAUGAAUUCACUGCCAUGAAUAAAUGAAAAUUUUAUAACAACUUUGUUCAUUGAUAUGAAAAAUAAAAUGUAAAUAAUAAAUUAUCAAAUUUCUCCUCACUUCCGAAAGUUAGAUUUUACGUUCACUGACGUGAUGCUAAAGAUGAUAAAUAUGAUCAUGAACUCUUUAACGAUCGAUACGAAAAAAAAUUUAAACAACGAUAAGAGGAAAAUCACUGAAAAUUCAUGCUCUUUAUCAUGAUAAAAUUGUACUUAAAGAUUAUCAAUAAAUCAAAAAGUUACCGCAAA